AUGGCCUCUCUUGCCGUUCUCGCUGGUGCUGCACUUGCCGCCAAGGGCGUGCUCGCCUCCGACUGCAGCGCGUACAAGGUCAGGGAUAUUGAAGGUGCCUUCACCGACGUCGUCAAGGCGGACUUCUCUACUGCCACGGCAGGCGGUGACGCGAAUGCUCUCCUUCAGAGCUUUGGGCUCAGCAUCAGCGACUACCCCGUCGGUGCCGGGUCGGGGUCUGUUGCACACUACUUCAGACCGGAGAACGUGAAACUCGGUGAUGGCUCGCUGGACCUCGUCGUCAACGCCUACGACGGCGGCGACUACGUCUACAGCGCUGAGAUUGCCAGCGACCAGACGACGCUGUACGGGUCCCUCCGUACCGUCCUCAAGUCGAGCGGUGUUCCGGGCGUCUGCGAGGGUCUCUUCUUCUACAAGGGUGACAACAACGAGGCUGACUGGGAGCUCCUCACGACUACGUCGCUUGAGGGUAGCGACACCGUCCCUGCGGGCGUUUGGGCUACCAACCAGGCGCUCCAGGAGGGCGGGCAGUCCACCUCGGUGAACGUGCCGUUCGACUUCGACCCGGCUGCGGAUUACCACGAAUAUCGCAUUGACUGGACGGAGUCCUCGACCACCUUCUACAUCGAUGGCGUUCAGAAGGCCCAGCACACCGAGAACGUUCCCACUCAGGCCGCUAACGGUCUCUGGAACGUCUGGAGCAACGGCGACCCGUACUGGUCUGCUGGCCCGCCCACCGCGGUCUCCAUUACCCACAUCAAGUCCAUCGAGAUGUACAGCGGUCUUGAGAAGCGGGUUGAGGGCAAGGUGUGCGACGUCAACUAA
Schizophyllum commune H4-8 is the source of this 825-nucleotide messenger RNA. RefSeq names its product glycoside hydrolase family 16 protein. Bases 1 to 825 code for a protein of 274 amino acids. The record is from RefSeq and is a predicted model, not a curated record. Gene Ontology annotation, molecular function: hydrolase activity, hydrolyzing O-glycosyl compounds. The transcript is spliced from 5 exons. Gene Ontology annotation, biological process: carbohydrate metabolic process. Lineage: Eukaryota; Fungi; Basidiomycota; Agaricomycetes; Agaricales; Schizophyllaceae.